AUGUCCCCAUCACAUCCUCUCCGGCGCAUCUCCACAGGGUCACUCUCCGGUCUCGCCCGCUCGACCGACCGGUCCACCAAGUCUGCCGCCGAGCUCGACUUUCUCGCUCCGGCGCUCACCGAACUUGCCGAUGAAGCGGCGACACUGGCCGCCAACAUGCAGCGCGUGGGGCAGCUGCACGAUGCCCUGGGCACGUUCAACGAAGGGUUCUCGGCCUACCUUUACGCGAUGAAGAUGAACGCCUUCUGUAUCGAGUGGGACGAGGCGCCCGACCCGAGCAGCUGGGCACGAAAGGAGGAGCUCGAACGCCUCGAGGCCCGUACCGCCGUGGCAAGUGGCAGCGGCAAUGUGCUGGCAUCGUCGUCGUCGUCAGCCACGCGUGCGUCCAACGCGCCCCCGACUCCUGGCCGUGAGCCGUCGUCUCCGGGCGGAUAUGCCGGCGACAUGACGUACGCAACGGUGUACGAUGACGAGCAGUCCCGCCGCACGACGACUGCUGCCAAGGCUCGGCCCGGAGCCGCCGCUGGACCCAGCGGUGCCGGUGCAGGUGGACGGCCGAGCGCGCUCAAGAAGCCUACCGCCACCACGGCGGCGGCUAAGAAGGCUGCGUUGGCAGCAAAGAAGAAGAGGGACAUCGAGGUUUCGCGCAUCAUCGACACCCAACUGCCCCUCGAGUACCGCGGCGGGGACAUGGACGCUAGGUUAGGCAUGGAGAAGGUUAUUGGACGACUCAUGGACAGCGAGGAAGGUCUUGCGAUCGCCGAAAUUGUCGCUCCCCCUGAACUCCCCCAUCCGCGUGUCAACAAGGCACUCAUCGCUCUCGUGGCCAAGAAGCUUGUCGCCAAGAACAUGACAAAGGGCAAGACCAUCUAUGGAUGGGUUGGGCAGUAA
Messenger RNA from Apiotrichum porosum, 891 nucleotides. RefSeq lists its product as uncharacterized. Bases 1 to 891 code for a protein of 296 amino acids. The transcript has 3 exons. NCBI's taxonomy places the organism in Eukaryota, Fungi, Basidiomycota, Tremellomycetes, Trichosporonales, Trichosporonaceae. Gene Ontology annotation, cellular component: mitotic spindle pole body; DASH complex; mitotic spindle. The record is from RefSeq and is a predicted model, not a curated record. Gene Ontology annotation, biological process: mitotic sister chromatid biorientation.